Molecule: messenger RNA, 1170 nt
Organism: Hibiscus syriacus
Lineage: Eukaryota; Viridiplantae; Streptophyta; Magnoliopsida; Malvales; Malvaceae
Product: pyrroline-5-carboxylate reductase-like
Exons: 7
Coding region: 159-989 (276 amino acids)
Biological process (GO): L-proline biosynthetic process
Molecular function (GO): pyrroline-5-carboxylate reductase activity
Source: RefSeq, a predicted model, not a curated record
AAAGAUGAAAACUGAAAAUUUUAGCCAAGUGUUUGACGCUUGAUACCCUCUCAAAUUUCAAAGAUUUACCCUGUCCGCUGCUUUUUAGGAAAGCCAGUACGAUUGCUUCUCCAACUACUAGCAAGACAUAAAACCCAAGCAGCGACGCCGCCUUAGACAUGGAGGCAGUGCCUAUAGACACCGAAAGCUUCAAGCUUGGCUUCAUCGGAGCCGGCAAAAUGGCUGAGAGCAUUGCCAGAGGAGUGGUGCAAUCUGGUCUUUUGCCUCCCCAGCGUAUUUCCACAGCAAUCCACUCAAAUCCCGAUCGUGGUAUUGGCUUCAAAUCACUCGGCAUCCCUGUUUAUGGUCACAACAACGACGUUGUGGAUGCUAGUGAUGUGAUCAUUUUCUCCGUGAAGCCCCAAGUAGUUAAAAAUGUGGUCUUGCAGCUGAGGCCGUUACUUUCAAAGAAAAAGCUUUUGGUUUCCAUUGCCGCUGGAAUAAAACUGAAGGAUCUGGAGGAAUGGGCUGGCCAUGGCCGAUUUAUCCGGGUGAUGCCUAACACACCAUCUGCUGUUGGUAUGGCAGCAUCAGUUAUGAGCUUGGGAGAAUCUGCUACAGAACAGGAUGGGGAAUUAGUUGGUAAAUUAUUUGGAUCAGUUGGCAAGAUAUGGAAAGCUGAUGAGAAAUUGUUUGAUGCUGUCACUGGCCUUAGUGGCAGUGGUCCAGCAUAUAUAUAUUUAGCGAUCGAAGCUUUGGCUGAUGGCGGAGUGGCUGCCGGUCUUCCACGAGAACUAGCAUUGGGACUGGCUUCUCAGACUGUUUUGGGAGCAGCUUCCAUGGCUGUUCAGUCUGGGAAGCACCCUGGUCAGCUGAAAGACGAUGUUACAUCGCCCGGUGGCACUACGAUCGCCGGCAUUCACGAGCUAGAGAAGAACGGCUUCCGUGGAACAUUGAUGAAUGCAGUUGUGGCUGCUGCCAAGCGUAGCCAAGAACUUUCCAAGACUUGAAAGAGUCCUAUGGAUUCUUUUGAAAUAUUGGAACAGAUGAUUGCUGGACAAUCAUUUUAUAUAUGCCUGUUAAUAAGUGUUGUUUUAAAAGCUUGAACUCGGUUCGAGAUAAAAUUGAAUUGUUCGAACUCGCUCAACUAGGGAUGAUAAUGGAUAAUGCAGAUUCAGAUAUUUGAAGCUA